Nylanderia fulva is the source of this 715-nucleotide messenger RNA. Lineage: Eukaryota; Metazoa; Arthropoda; Insecta; Hymenoptera; Formicidae. The record is from RefSeq and is a predicted model, not a curated record.
CAUAUUUUCAAACGUCAUAGCCAAGUUCGUUAGUGUCCCUUGAUGUUUGACGCGUUCAGACGUUUACACAAUUUUUGUAAAGAAAAAUAACACGUUUGAACUUUGGUGCGUUGAUUGAGCGAUAUCCUUCCAGAUUUCUCUUGGAUUAUUGAAAUUGGAUAAAAUGGAACCAGUCACUAAUAUCGGGACAAUUGCUCCUAAAGAGAAAAUCAGAAAACCAUUGCAAAUAUUACAACCAGCAGCCACUGACAAAGAAACAUUAGUUGGAUCCGAUAGAAUUUUUAGACCUGUGCAACAAUCAAAAAAGAAUACAAAAAGUGAGGAUGUGGCAAAAUCGAAAAGGAGUGCUCUUAAACACAAAAAAGUGACAAGCGAAGAUAAAGCUAUCCAGACUGCACGAGAAGAGAAGAUAAUAAUUGAAGCUGAAGAUUUAACAUCAGCCAAUCCUAGUGAAAACUACUGGCAAGUCUUGGCUGAAAAGCGAAGAAUGGCACUUGUGAAUACUUUAGAAGAAAAUAAGACACUUUCACAACGCAUUGAAAAAUUAAAAGAAGAUAAUCAUAUAUAUAGAGAGAUGUUGGAGGAAGCAAAAACAUUAAUUGAAGUACUACAGGAGGAGAUUGAAAAUAAUAGAAGUGAUAUGAAUAAUUCGUCAGAUAACAGUGUUUUCUUUAAUUUAAGUUAGUUCCUUAGAUUUUUUAAGUAAAAAUUUAAA